This is a messenger RNA of Micropterus dolomieu (smallmouth bass), 1511 nucleotides long. RefSeq names its product glycine C-acetyltransferase (gene gcat). The transcript has 9 exons. Gene Ontology annotation, molecular function: pyridoxal phosphate binding; glycine C-acetyltransferase activity. Lineage: Eukaryota; Metazoa; Chordata; Actinopteri; Centrarchiformes; Centrarchidae. Bases 35 to 1318 code for a protein of 427 amino acids. The record is from RefSeq and is a predicted model, not a curated record. Gene Ontology annotation, biological process: biosynthetic process; L-threonine catabolic process.
UCGUUUGACACCUCAACCGCACUGCUUCACCAACAUGUCUCUCGGACGAGCUGCCAGGUGUUUGGUGAAACCAGUCCGGGGCGUCCUGCGGCCCUCGGCCUCGGCUCUGAACCGGAGCUACUCCGCUGUCGCUGAAGCCAGAGCAGUGCUGGAGCACGAGCUCGAAGGUAUCCGAGCGGCUGGGACUUGGAAAGCGGAGAGGAUUAUCACGUCGGAGCAGGGUCCUAAAAUCACCGUGGGAGGCAGUCAUAGCAGCAUAUUAAAUUUCUGUGCCAACAACUACCUGGGACUGUCUAGUCAUCCAGAGGUGGUGCAGGCAGGGAUUGAUGCUCUUAAGUCACACGGUGCUGGAUUAAGCUCUGUCCGAUUCAUCUGCGGCACACAGGAUCUACACAAAAAUCUGGAGCGGAAGCUGGCAGAGUUUCACGAAAGGGAGGACUGCAUCCUCUAUGCUAGCUGUUUUGAUGCCAACGCUGGACUGUUUGAGGUUCUGCUGGGUCCAGAUGACGCAGUACUGUCUGAUGAGCUAAACCACGCCUCCAUUAUCGAUGGGAUCCGUCUGUGUCGGGCAAAGAGGCUACGCUACAAACACAUGGACCUCAGUGAUCUGGAGAACAAGCUCAAAGAGUCUCAGUCAUCUCGUAUGCGCCUGAUAGUGACAGAUGGAGUCUUCUCUAUGGAUGGAGACGUGGCGCCCUUAACAGGAAUCUGCAACCUGGCUGAACAGUAUGGAGCCAUGGUGUUUAUAGAUGAAUGCCAUGCCACAGGUUUCCUGGGGUCCAGGGGCAGAGGGACAGACGAGCUCCUGGGAGUGAUGGACAGAGUUCACAUUGUAAACUCCACCCUGGGGAAAGCACUGGGAGGAGCAGCUGGUGGCUACACAGUUGGCCCUAAGCCUCUCAUUGACCUGCUCAGGCAGCGCUCGCGGCCGUACCUGUUCUCCAACUCCCUCCCCCCUCCUGUGGUGGGCUGUGCCACCCGGGCUGUGGAGCUGUUGCUCGCUUCCAGUGAGAUUGCGCAGAGCAUGACGGCCAAAACCAUGAGGUUCAGGAACAAGAUGACGCAGGCUGGCUUCACCAUUGCAGGCUCGGCUCACCCCAUCUGUCCAGUGAUGCUGGGCGACGCACGGCUGGCCUCUCUGAUGGCCGAUGAUAUGCUGAAGCUAGGGGUGUAUGUGAUUGGAUUCUCCUACCCAGUCGUACCAAAGGGGAAAGCCAGAAUCCGCGUUCAGAUAUCAGCCGCCCACACAGACGAAGACAUCGACCACUGUGUCGACGCUUUCAUCCAGACGGGCAGAAAGCAUGGAGUCGUCUCCUGAAUAGGACAAAUAAGCAGGAAUCAAAAACACCCAGCAAGCAACAUGAUUUACUGAAAAAUGUUGAACCGCUUGCUCCUGCAGAUCAUAGUGCCUGUUACUCAAGACCUUGAUGGAAAUAUUAGUUACAUUUGUAGGUCAACAGAGGAUAAUCUUAUUGUAGUGUUUGCUUAGCUAAAUAAAGUACUUUUGCUAA